This is a messenger RNA of Tetrahymena thermophila SB210, 1401 nucleotides long. RefSeq names its product integral membrane protein DUF6 containing protein. The record is from RefSeq and is a predicted model, not a curated record. The transcript is spliced from 2 exons. NCBI's taxonomy places the organism in Eukaryota, Ciliophora, Oligohymenophorea, Hymenostomatida, Tetrahymenidae.
AUGAAGGCAUAUGUUGAUCAGAUGGAGAAUGAAUUAAACUUGUUAACAAAGCCAUUUUAUAAGAUCAUCAAAGAAAUAAAAUAAAUGUGUAAAAAUUAGACUUCAUGUGAGCUAUUUUCUUUAAGUAUAAACUCCGUAAAAAAUAUAGAUUAUAAGGAAUUAAGCAAAUUAACACUCAGUGCCUUAUAUUAUAAUUUAAAUUAGGUAUCUUAAAAAAUGGAGAAAUCGUUAGCUUACACUAAAAAAGAAUUAGAUUUAGCAUUUUAAUAACUUAAAAAUAUCAUAGAGGCAAUAGAAGGUAAAUAGAAAAAUAAAUAAAAGAAAUCGAAUUUCGCAUAUGAGCAAAGAAGAAAUUAUGAUGAUGAGAUCAGAAGACUUUUUAUCUUCAUAGAGGAAUAACUUUAAGAAAUCUUUAGUAAUUUAUAUAUAAUUACCAAAGCCCAUUUUAAAAGUCCAAAAAAUAAACUCACUUUGUGCAAUUAGAUUUUUGAGAUGAACCUACCAUAUCAAAAGGAUAUUACAUAGGAUUACUGUAAGAGUAUUAGAAGUAUAUUCGAAUAAAACUAAAUUUAAAGAAAAAGAGGUGUCAGCACUAAUCUUUUUUAAGAAAAUAAUAGUCCUUUAAAUAAUAAAGCAUAUGCAGAGAAAUUUUAGUCUGAAACUAAUAUGUCUGCUGCAACAGAGGUCUAAAAUAAAAUUGCUAAUAAACUAAUUUAGAGUGAUCCUCAGUCUAAUGUUUUUUACUCAGAAAAAAUAUAACAAAAAUAAAUACCGAUGAAUUUUGUAAGUCCUAGGAUAGAAAUUAAAACUCCUCACACUAAAAAUAAUUUUCUUAAUAAAAAAAAUUAAGAAAGUACAUCAAAUUAACACUAAUUGAUUAAAUCUAAUUAAUCAUCACAGAAAGCAGACAAUCAAAAUACAAACAUUAACAAUAAAAAUGCAAAAGUUUCUUAUUCAGGUUCAUUUAGUGAUAGAGCUGCGCAUGGAGAAGUGAAUUAGAUGUAUUAAAUUUUUAAGAAUAAACUACCUUUGUAAAUAAACAUAAGUCAGCUAUCUGAAUCAAGAAAUAUAAACCAAAAAGAGGAAUUUCCUGUAUUCUAAUCACCAAAUUUCAACAACAACCUCACAAGAGAAAAUAUUAAUAAAGCAUUUAACAGUCACAGUUAAACUUAAAGCUAAAAAACAACUCUAUCCAGAUAAACCCAUAAUAUAAGAGACAUAACUGCUUCGUGCAUAUAAAAUACAGAAAUAGACCAUUCUAAUUCUAUCAAAACCAGAGACAUUGAUCCAAUUAUUAAUGGAAGUGAUAAUGAAGGAUUAACGGAAAACUAUGAUCAAGAAAUAUUAAAUGACUCAUUUUCAGAGUAAUUUUAUAAUCAAAAACUAUAAGACUUAUUUUGA